AUGAGCAACAACGUGCGUGAAUUAGCAAAAUCAAUAACCAAUACUCUCAGAGACUCUGGUGAGAUGGUUUCCAACAACUUGGAAAAGGCACUAAUUGCUGCUUCAAGAAAUGAUGCAAACACCACUCUUCAAGUAAGAAUGGAAGAAUUAUUGCAUUCAUGGGAAACAAUACAAAAUGUCAGUGUUCGUUCUCUGAAAGACAUGUUGCUAUCAAUUGGAGUUACUGUAGGAACGGAUUGUUUCAAUAAUUCGUCACUUUCCUGUCGAAUUGUUAAGCAGAGAUCAUCAUUAUUGGCAAGCAGUAGGAGGGUGACGUCUAUUGAGCAAAUUCCAACAAUAAUUUCAAAUACUAUGAACGAGUCAAUUGUUGUCCAGACCGAUAAUGAUCUAAUAAUUAGCACCAACACUACUCCAAUAGCAACCAAUUCGAAUAGUUUGACAUCCACUCUGUUUAAUGAUGUUGUUCCUGUGUUAUUUAGUGUUAAACGAUUUGGAGAUAUUGUUGUAAGGUACAGGGAAGGACAGAUUUCAUUACUGAAUGCAAUUGUUAGAUCUGCACUUGUGGUGGGAAAAACUGUUGGCAAGUGGUAUGCUCCAACUCUUGGCAAUUGUCUUGGUUAUAUUGAUACUGCUGUUGAAAUAUGGGAUUCUCGGGAUCAGAUUAUGAAUUUGCUUAGACGCAUUGGUUUAUAA
Molecule: messenger RNA, 693 nt
Organism: Naegleria gruberi
Lineage: Eukaryota; Heterolobosea; Eutetramitea; Acrasida; Naegleriidae
Exons: 1
Coding region: 1-693 (230 amino acids)
Source: RefSeq, a predicted model, not a curated record